CUGCGCUCGCCGCCGCCUCCAUUUUGUCGGCAGAGGCGGAAGGAGGAGGCCGGUCGGAGAGGCUGGAGUGAUCAGCAGCUAGCUCGUCUGUGCUCGUGGGCUUUGUUCGAUCCCUGCCUCGUCGCUCCCUGGAAAGGGGGGGAGGCCUCGACCUCGAGAGGGAGCCGCCGCCACUGCAGUCCCGAGCUUGAAGUCGCUAGGACUUCUCUCAAACUUGUGUGCUGAGGAGACUCAGAUGUUGGCCUCAGCUCCUAGGCUGAACUCAGCAGAUCGGCCCAUGAAAACUUCUGUAUUGAAACAAAGGAAAGGAUCCGUCAGAAAGCAACACCUACUAUCCUGGGCUUGGCAGCAAGGAAGAAGACAAGUAGUGGAAAUCCUGCAAUCUGAAAAGCAGACUGAAAGGUGACAAAGAAGCUGAAGAUGGGUGGUGGAGAGAGGUAUAACAUUCCAGCCCCUCAAUCUAGAAAUGUUAGUAAGAACCAACAACAGCUUAAUAGACAGAAGACCAAGGAUCAGAAUUCCCAGAUGAAGAUUGUUCACAAGAAAAAAGAAAGAGGACAUGGUUAUAACUCAUCAGCAGCUGCAUGGCAGGCCUUGCAAAAUCAGGGGAAGAACAAAAAUUUUCCAAAUAAUCAAAAUUGGAACUCUAGCUUAUCAAGUCCCAGCUUACUUUUUAAAUCUCAAGUUAAUCAAAACUAUGCUGGAGCCAAAUUUAGUGAGCCGCCAUCACCAAGUGUUCUUCCCAAACCACCAAGCCACUGGGUUCCUGUUUCCUUUAAUCCUUCAGAUAAGGAAAUAAUGACAUUUCAACUUAAAACCUUACUUAAAGUACAAGUAUAAAAUAAGAUAAAGUAUUAAUGUUUCGAUUUAGUUGUUUAUGGCUAGUUGUCAAUUGGUCUCAAACAAAUUCACUGGAGAAUCUUUGUGUAGAACUGCUAAUUAGUGUAAAGAAUAUAAUUAGGCUUCAUCUCAUUUGUUUUAUGUGUUGUGUGCACUGUGAUGUAAGGGCAGUAUCAGUGCAACUUAAAAAUUUUUAAUGAAAUUAAUCAUCGUACUUAAUGGUAAGUGUUCUUGGUUGAGUAGCUUUUAAGUGAAACCAUUCAAGUUUAGAUAUGGGGAACGGUAAUCAAGUUUUUCUAUCAGAAAAAUAAUAAUUUAAGAUCAUUUCAUGAACCAGUAGAUUGCUGAAAGUGAGUCAGAUUAUAAACAUCUAGCUGAGACAUAAAGGACUGAGGAUUAGGUAAAACAUUGGAAAGUUUUAACAUACUAGAGACAUCCAAACCAGUAGUGUGCCAACAACUUGAUGCACUGCCAGAAGAAAAGGUGAAUCUUUCUUCAUAGUUGUAUUUUAUUAUAGUGCUGAAUGUGGAAAAGGCACUUGGGGCUUAUUAGAACGAGACACAGUAUACCCCGAGGGCUGUUUCUUAAAUGCAGUGAAUAGGUAUCUACCAACAAGUGCACCCAAACCAUUUUUUAUAGAAAUAGUAUUUAAUGGUUAUGCAAUAGCUCUCAGAAUACAUUUUUGUAUUAUAGCUCUGCACAAUCUAUUUUGAUAGUGAUCUGGUCUCAUCCCCUCCAAAGCUUGCUUUGGGGAGUUGUAUAAUGUGAAAGUUUUAAGUACCUAGGGAAAAAAGAGCCAUGUAAAUACAUGUAAUAAACUUGUAGCAUAUGUAAAGUUUUCUUGGCUUUUAUCCUACAAAAAUAUUUUAGUAUGAAUUUGCUGAAUGUAAGACCAUGGGCUGUUUUUUAUACUAUGGCCUAAUUUUAAAGGUCCAAAAAAAUAGUUUUUAAAGUUUGCCCUUGUGCUGAAGUGCCAGUAUAUGUAUGUUAUAAAUGAUUUGGUUGUAAACUAUGUUUCAAAGUAAAUCCUAGUGUAAUAAGUAUUAUAACUAAAAAGGUUUAAGCUGCUAAAACACUUUUUAAGAGAUGUGAAAUGCAGUAUGGAACUAUUUUCCCCCCCUUUAAUCCCAAAGACAAACUAUUAAAGGCUCCCUUCAAGCCUAAAGAUUUUGGCUUUGGCCAAGUCUUACAACUUAUGAUACAAAGAUAGUGUACAGAGCUAGUGUUUUUUGGGUUUUUUAGGUUAAGAGUAAGCGCAAGCCAAUGGACCACUUGUGCAAAAGACAGACUCUUGCAUAAUACCUUGAUAACAUGUUUUACCAACCUUAAGGGUAAAUGCUAAAUGUAACAAUCCUGUAGCAAGUUAAAAAAAAAAGUGGGUCAAUUUAAAAAAUUCUGAUUGUUAAUGCCUCAUUUUCUAGUUUGACAUCUUUUUGAUGUUUAUAGGCAGAAUGGCUAAGUUGUAUUUCUCCAAAUAAACUUGGAUGAAAUAUUGCCCAAGUCAGAUACUGGUAUCAUAAAGACAAGUUUAUAUAGUACUUACUGUACAUUGAAUUUGAAGCAUGAAAUUUAAAAAAAUAAAAUUAUUUUUCCUCCCCUGUGA
Molecule: messenger RNA, 2443 nt
Organism: Carlito syrichta (Philippine tarsier)
Lineage: Eukaryota; Metazoa; Chordata; Mammalia; Primates; Tarsiidae
Gene: PNRC2
Product: proline rich nuclear receptor coactivator 2
Exons: 3
Coding region: 421-840 (139 amino acids)
Biological process (GO): nuclear-transcribed mRNA catabolic process, nonsense-mediated decay
Cellular component (GO): nucleus; P-body
Source: RefSeq, a predicted model, not a curated record